AUGGUCUCCCCUGACACCAUCCGCACGGCCAUCGGUGUCAUAGGCAAUGGGACCGCCCUGGUGCUCUUCCUCUCCCCAGUGCCUACGUUCAUCCGCAUCUGGAAGAAAGGGUCUGUGGAGCAGUACUCGCCGAUCCCGUACGUGGCGACGCUGCUCAACUGCAUGAUGUGGGUGUUGUACGGCCUGCCGGUGGUGCACCCGCACAGCAUGCUGGUGAUCACCAUCAACGGCGCCGGCAUGGCCAUCCAGCUCACCUACGUCACGCUCUUCCUCCUCUACUCCGCAGGGGCGGUGCGCCGCAAGGUCGUCCUCCUGCUCGCCGCCGAGGUGGCCUUCGUCGGCGCCGUCGCCGCGUUGGUGCUCACCCUGGCGCACACGCACGAGCGCAGGUCCAUGGUGGUCGGCAUCUUCUGCGUCCUCUUCGGCACCGGCAUGUACGCCGCCCCGCUCUCCGUCAUGAAAAUGGUGAUCCAGACGAAGAGUGUGGAGUACAUGCCCCUGUUCCUAUCUCUGGCUUCCCUCGUGAACGGCAUCUGCUGGACCGCCUACGCGCUCAUCCACUUCGACCUGUACAUCACCAUCCCCAACGGGCUGGGCGUGCUGUUCGCGGUGGCGCAGCUGGUCCUGUACGCCAUCUACUACAAGAACACCCAGAAGAUCAUCGAGGCACGCAAGCGCAAGACGGACCAGGUCGCCAUGACGGAGGUGGUCGUCGACGGCAGCGGCAGGGUCUCCAACAACAACAACAACGGCAACACCACCUACUGA
Molecule: messenger RNA, 768 nt
Organism: Miscanthus lutarioriparius
Lineage: Eukaryota; Viridiplantae; Streptophyta; Magnoliopsida; Poales; Poaceae
Source: the annotation of a GenBank genome assembly